AUGCCAGGGCCAGAUGAUGAGCUGGAAUGUCAGAGUGCGCAGCUGCAAAGCUUCCAGAGUGUUAGCUUGCUCCAGGUCACAACCCACAUCCGGGGGGAGCAACUUUUGCCACAUCUGACCGUCAAGCUGCUCAUCGUCGCGGUGCCCUUUUUCAUUGCUGCUUAUUGGGUCUAUGCCUACAGAUCCCCGAGAGCGAGCCUUCAGAAGAGAGAGUCGGGCAUGUCCGGCAGCAUGCUCUUAGCCCUGGGAUCCACUCUGCUCCUUGAUUUUUUCUGCACCGACCAGUACCAGCCCAGCAUGCCGGACAUGGCAGAAGACUUUGGGGUAAAACCGGUGGAGAUGGGUGCGACGAUUCAAGUCCACUUGUUCACCAGCGCCGUCUUUAUGCUGCUCUUCGGCCCUCUGUCCGAUACGAUCGGCCGGCGCCCGGUGAUUCUGGGCGGCCAAGUGCUCCUGGCCAUAAGCACUCUGUGCUGCGGCUGCGCCGAGACCUUUCCCUGGUUUGUGAUGGGCCGGAUCUUUCAGGGCAUUGCAGCUGCAGUGACGCCGGUCAUCCUCUCCACGAUCCCGGAUUGUUUCACAGACAUGGAGGACCGUCUCCGUCACCAGGGAGCCCUUGGGAUGCUAAUGCAGCUGGGACCGUUAGCUGCGCCUGCAGCUGGGGGCUUUCUGGCUGACGCGUUCGGUUGGCGGUGCCCCUUCUUCCUGCUCUCCGGACUCUCCGCCCUCCUGGUGAUCUUUAGCCUCUUCGUCGUGGAGGAAACGGCGCCUGCGACCGUGGAUGUGAAGUAUGUGGCUUGUGCCAAGCGCACGCUGGGGCACUGGUCCAGAUGUCUGAUCCUUUGUGGCUGCCUCUUCAUCAAGAGCUUUUUCGAUGGUCUGGCUGCCAGCAACGGCUUCGUCUUGCGCCGGGACCUGCACCUGUCUCUUCACGGGGCCUCUGUCUGCAUCACCCUCAUGGCCUUGGCUGGUGCCCUGGGGUCCUACGUCCCCGCGCGGCUGCCCUUCGGACCCCUGGAAGCUCUGCAGGCUUGCAUGGGACCGUUGCUGCUCUCGGCUGUCUGCCUGGGAGCAGUCGGCGUGCUCCGCAGCGAAAGCCUUCCAUGGUUCAUGGGUGCCACCUGCUAUGCAGAGGUUGUGAUCUGGACUCCUUAUGUCUCGGCGCUCUGCCAGUUUACCGAGGGCAUUGAGGACAUCGCAGGCUCUGCUGCGUCCCUGCUCACGGCCCUCUCCUUCCUGGGAAGUUCCUUCGUCUCGCUUUCCGUGGUUUUUCUGGCACAACGAGAGGGAGCCGGCGGCUUCCUUCUGGCCUUGGGCGCUUUGCUGCUCCUCACCGCCAUCAGCCUCUGGUUGGGCCCCCUGCGAAGCAUCGAGGUUCCGGAGGAGGGAUCUCCAAAAAGGAGCCCUUUGGCGAGCGCGCUGACGCCCGAAGGGUACAUCGCCGCCCUAGCCGCAAAGGGAGGGGACUGCAGCCCCAGAAAGGUGCGUGCACGGCCACCGGAGUCGGAUUCCCCCUAG
Molecule: messenger RNA, 1518 nt
Organism: Symbiodinium sp. CCMP2592
Lineage: Eukaryota; Dinophyceae; Suessiales; Symbiodiniaceae
Source: the annotation of a GenBank genome assembly